Molecule: messenger RNA, 1084 nt
Organism: Labeo rohita (rohu)
Lineage: Eukaryota; Metazoa; Chordata; Actinopteri; Cypriniformes; Cyprinidae
Gene: vtcn1
Product: V-set domain containing T cell activation inhibitor 1
Exons: 5
Coding region: 240-1064 (274 amino acids)
Source: RefSeq, a predicted model, not a curated record
UCCUGUCAAGCUGUGUGUUAUUAAGAGAGUCAGAACACACCUCUCAGAGGUAAUAUUGACACAGGGAGGAGGUGCUGAUCUCUUUCACUAGAAGUAAAGUUUGAAACUAGUCUGAGAGGAUUAGAAAGUUCUCGUCUGUCUUAGCCUGUUGAUUUAUUAUGCCGUCUUCAGAGAUGCUGGGCAGAAUAGCACGUUGAUUCAUCAAAGAUACUGCUUAAAAAAAGGAACAGGUUACCAGAAUGGCAUCUAUUGGACAAAUCAUCUUUGGAAGUAUGAUUUUUCUUAUAGUAGUAAUUUCUGGACUUAUCAUUUUAAUUUUGGCUAUUGCGUUUUCAGUGUCCCAAGGUAUUGUUGUGAGCAGAAGUCCCUCAACUGUGGGGAAUCUUGCAGAGGAUGUGGUCCUGGAUUGCAGGUUCCUUAGCAACAGUGACAAUGUGCAAUUCAGUGAUGUGUCAAUUACUUGGCUGAAAGACUCUCUCAGUGGGGUGGUCUAUGAAUACAAGAAAAAAACACCCCAGCUUCAGAGCCAGAACACACAGUUCAAAAACAGGGCUGAACUGUUCUCAAAUGCUCUAUCAAUGGGCAACGCUUCGCUACUGCUGAGAAAUGUGAAGCUGGAGGAUGAGGGUGUGUAUCGCUGCUCUGUCAGUGCACCAAAAGUCUCAGGGACUGCCAGUGUUAAUCUUAGAGUGGCUGCUUUCUCAGCUCCCACAUAUACUCUACGGUCAAACAGGUCUCUGUUUGCUCAGGCUCAUAAAUGGUUUCCCAAACCAGUGGUUAGAUGGUUGAGUCAGAGUGGGGAGCUUCUAAAAAGCAGCACCCAGUUUACCAACAACUCUGCUGGAAUCAUCCAAGUCGCUAGUGUCCUCGAAGACGGAGUGAAAGAUGAAGACACCUACACCUGUCUUAUCCAGAACAGUCUUGUGGAAGCUAUCUCAGAGGCAACUGUUACAGCAAACAGAGUGACGGAGAGGACAUACUUCGUAUUCAGUGCUGCAUUUACAAAAGUGGCAUCCUUACAUCUUCUGCUCACAGUCAUCCUUAUUCUCUCAGCAAUCCAGUAGACUCUCUCCAAUGGUUGGCU